AUGGAGAAACGCGUGGAGAAUCUGUUGAACAAAGUCUCGUACGCCAGCAUAACCAUCGCGACGAUCGCUCUCCUCAUCACCUACCUUCAAAUCCCAGAAACCUGCAUCCCUCCCGACACCCCAAUCACAAAGCCCCACCAGAAAUUCCCUUCCUCCACCUGCGAUUCCUCCCUCCGCCGCCCUUACCUCUCCCCGGCCAAGAAGAACAUCCGAUUGUGGUCGUCCAAGCCCUGGAUCUCCCAGCUCAAUUCCUUCACCAGAUUCUUCUCCGACCUCCAAUCCACCGGCCUCUUACCCAACCACUCCCGCGUCCUCUGUCUCUCCGCCGGCGCAGGCCACGAGGUCAUGGCCCUCCACAACAUGGGGGUCGGCGACGUGACCGGGAUCGAGAUCGUGGAAUCUCUGCCUUUGGUCAGAAAAGCCGAUCCCACUAACUUGCCCUUCUUCGACGCUGUUUUCGACUUCGCGUUCACUGCUCGUUUGUCAGAGGCUUUGUUCCCGGCGAGGUUUGUUGGGGAGAUGGAGAGGACGGUGGCCGGCGGUGGCUACUGCGUCUUGGCGGUGGAGGAGUGUGGCAAAGAGCUUGUGGAUCAAAUUGUUGGGUUAUUUCACAGGUCUAAGUUGGUUGGCGUUGGAAAUGUAACCUUGAUUGGAAUGAGAAUGACCAGAAUUAUCAUGAAAGUGGGUGAUGCAUCUUCUUCUUCUUCAUGA
This is a messenger RNA of Linum tenue, 711 nucleotides long. Lineage: Eukaryota; Viridiplantae; Streptophyta; Magnoliopsida; Malpighiales; Linaceae. The record is from the annotation of a GenBank genome assembly.